Molecule: messenger RNA, 648 nt
Organism: Microthlaspi erraticum
Lineage: Eukaryota; Viridiplantae; Streptophyta; Magnoliopsida; Brassicales; Brassicaceae
Source: the annotation of a GenBank genome assembly
AUGAGAAACAAGAUAAUUUUCUUCUUCGUCUUGCUCUUCUUCUUCUCGGUCUUCUUUGUGAAACUUGGCAGAGGACAGAAAAACAGAAGAUCAAUCGUAGUCAAUGUUGGUGUUGUAACAGAUGUCGGGACUUCAUACUCCGACGUUGCCAUGCUCUGCAUCAACAUGUCUCUGGUUGACUUCUAUUCUUGUCGUCCUCAAUUUCAGAAAAGGCUUGUCGUCAACGUCGGUGAUUCCACAAACGACUUGGAUCACCAAGUAUACAUCGGGAGAUAUGACGUGGUUGUGGGAGAUACAACCAUACUGGCGAACAGGUCCUCUGAUGUAUAUUUCACAUUUCCAUUCAUUGAAUCAGGCGUGGAACUGAUCGUCUCAACGGAAGACUUAGUGAAGAGAGAGUUAAUCUAUAUUUUAAAACGUCCUUUGUCAUGGAAACUAUGGUUGACUUCCUUUGUCUGUUUCUUCUUUACGGGCGUUACGGUUUGGAUUGUUGAACAUAGUGUUAACCAAGACUACUGUGGACUGGCUAAUUACCAAGUUAGUACUAUGAUAAGCUCUGGAGCCCAUAUAUACGGAGGAAGAAGGAGUCUAAAGAGAAGAGAGAGGAAGUGGAAGAUGAGGUGGCUCAAGAGAAGAGUUGUAAAAUGA